AAUAAGCAGUUGAUAUAAUUGUGCUUGAAAGACAUCAAAAUGGAGCUGCUGAAGAUCAACAGGGACCAUUUCCUCUUUUGCUGUGCGCUUUUGCAUGUGCUUGUCCUUGCUGGAGGUGAGAGUCUAGAAGCAUCACAAUAUAAGAAAAAUUGCACCUAUGUCAUCACCAUAGAAACCACGUGCACAUGGGGAGCUGAAACCUCAAAUCAUGUGAGCUUAAGAUUUGGAGACACAAACUCAAGCGAAAUAUUGGUUAGACAACUAAAUUCCAAGCAUCUAAGACAAGUUGACCCAUUGGAACCUCAAGUUCUUGAUGACAUACCAAGGAAACCAUUUCAAGCAUGCACGGUAGAUCAAUUUGUAGUCUCGGCGCCAUGCGUCGAGUCACCCAUCUGUUACUUGUACCUCAAGUUAAUCGGCAACGAUGAUUGGCGGCCGGGUUUUGCGCAAGUUCAAGUGCUUGAUGGAUCUCACCUUAGCUCCAAUUACUUUUAUUUCCGGCGAUAUUUGCCUAGACAUGUUUGGCAUGGUUUAGAUGUAUGUGAUAGUGAGGUUACUCCUUUUGGUCUCAAGAAGAAGAGAAAGGUUCAUGUGAACUAUCCAUGAGUAAUGUAAAACUCCAUGCAACUUUCUAUGUGUAUCUUUUAACCAAGUAGAGAAAAAUCAAUAAUUUUCUCCUUGAAAUGUAAAUUAUUGAAUAGUAAUGUCUUUGAAAUUUGGAAAUAGUUAGCUAUGCAAUAUGUGCUCGGCAAGUAA
Cicer arietinum (chickpea) is the source of this 756-nucleotide messenger RNA. The record is from RefSeq and is a predicted model, not a curated record. NCBI's taxonomy places the organism in Eukaryota, Viridiplantae, Streptophyta, Magnoliopsida, Fabales, Fabaceae.